This is a messenger RNA of Medicago truncatula (barrel medic), 735 nucleotides long. RefSeq lists its product as uncharacterized. NCBI's taxonomy places the organism in Eukaryota, Viridiplantae, Streptophyta, Magnoliopsida, Fabales, Fabaceae. The record is from RefSeq and is a predicted model, not a curated record. The transcript is spliced from 3 exons. Bases 1 to 735 code for a protein of 244 amino acids.
AUGAUUCAAGAAAGGUUCCAACACUCAGGAGAAACUGUGAGUAGACGUUUUCAUGAUGUGUUAGUUGCUUGCUUGAGUUUGUCCAUAGAAUAUAUAAAGCCUCAAGAUCCUUUGUUCCGUGAUAGUCAUGCAAAAAUUCAAAGUGAUCCACGGUAUUGGCCAUUUUUUAAGAAUGUCAUAGGAGCAAUCGAUGCUGGAUGGGAAGGUACUGCCCAUGAUGCUCGUGUUUUUGACCAUGCUCCCACAAAUGCAAAUCUAAAUUUUCCACAUCCUCCUCCAGGUAUGUAUUAUUUGGUGGAUGUCAGUUAUCCAACACCGAUGGGGUAUCUUGAACGUUAUCACCUCCCUGAUUUUCGGCGUUCUCAUGGGUUUGAAAAUAACAACGAGGUAUUCAAUUAUUAUCACUCAAGUUUAAGGUGCACAAUAGAAAGAACUUUUGGUGUAUGGAAGAAUAGAUUUGCAAUUCUACGACGCAUGACUAAAUUCACAAUUAAGACACAAGUUGAAGUCGUUGUUGCAACAAUGGCUAUACAUAACUUUAUUAGAAGGAAUGCUGAUAUGGACGUCGAUUUCAAUCGGUAUGAGGAUGAAGACAUAACCCUUGAUCAUGAUGAUUAUCGUAGACCAGUUAAUUUUGAUUUAUCUCAAAAGUUAAAUAUAGCUUCCUCAUCUGAGAUGAAUCAUGUUCGAAACUCGGUUCGAGGUCAAAUUAUAAAGUUCAAGAAAAAUCAUUAG